Molecule: messenger RNA, 1284 nt
Organism: Rotaria sp. Silwood1
Lineage: Eukaryota; Metazoa; Rotifera; Eurotatoria; Philodinida; Philodinidae
Source: the annotation of a GenBank genome assembly
AUGGAUAAAAAUGGACCGAUGAGUGGUCGAUGUGGUCCUCAAACUGACCAAAUGGAAAAAUUUCUGUUUCAAACAUUUGGCUUCAAAAAUAUUCCAGGCAAAGAUAUUGUUCAAGGUGUACGAUCAUUUAAAUUGGACAAACCUCCACAUUCUUUGAAUUCAAAAACAGAGAUUCGAUUUCCCUCGAAUACUGCCAAUUCAUUCAUCAUGUCUGCACAAGAAAUCAUCGAAUGGCAACGUUCAUAUAAAGUUUAUGCUGAUAAAGGUAUUAAAGGUAUGAAUAAAGAGUUUCUUACACGUGCUCUACAAGGGAAAAGUGAAAAUGGUGAAGAAGCUUUUCGUAUGAAAUUUGUUGUACGUAUCUCAACAUGUCCAAUCUUGAUGGAAUUCGACGCUAAAAUCAUACCUCGUAACUUAGAUGAAGAAUGGCCUAACCGAAUUAAACUUGUUUCAGUGACAGGUAUUGAUUUUGCUGGUCGAAAACAUGAUGUAGGUGACAUUCUUUAUUAUUUAUCAAAUUGGAGAGAAGUUUUUCAAAUCGAUCCACAAUUAGGUUUGCCAUUAGUUUAUAACGGAAGAGAUUUUUAUGCAAAACCCGAUGGGCCACAAGGCAAACUUCAUAAAGAUCGUGUUCGAGACAGUUUGAUGCGUAUGGUUAAACUACGAUUACGCGCAUGCGAUGCCGAAGGUGUUCAGAUUGUUGUUGAAACAGGUAUUGGACUUGGUGUAUUUGCUGGUAACCAUAUUGGAAUCGAUGCAAAAGUACGAGCAUUAUCAGCAGAGACAAUUCGAACAGUACUUCAAGAUGAUGUAUCAUCAUACAAAAACAUUUGUGCUGUCAUAUUAGCUUUACCUAGAUUCAAUAAAAGUAGAUCGAAUCAUUGUGUUACCGAUACUUUCGAUGAUUUUGUGAAUGAAUUUAGCAAAUCAAAAUACAAUGGUCCUAUACCUGUAAUGAUUGUAGAUCAAGAUAUGCAUCGAUUGACAGUAGCUAUUGCUCGUCGUGGUUUUAUUGUUUCUGAAUUAAAUCCUGCUGAUUCACAUGGUGUUUUCGGUGAAUAUUGGCAAAAUCGAGGACCGGCUGUAGAAGAAAAAUUAGCUUUGACAACAGUUGGCCUACUCGUACAACAUCACCUUAUCAAUAAAGAAGUUCUUAAUGAAAAUAACUAUCGUUUCUUGAAAACAAAUGAAGGAUCCAUCUUGGAUUGGCGGACCACUGUAUAUAAUAAUAAUAAUAAUCAGAACAAUGAGAGAGUGCCCAACGAUUGCUGUUCACUACAAUAA